CUAUGAAUAUGGUUUUAUGUUACCUACAAAUAAUUUAUGUACGUAUUUGAUGACGAUUUAAUUCAUCUCAACUUUAAGAUAUGUUGAAUUAAUCUCCACCACGAGUACGUAUAUAAAAAGACCCACAAUUUCUUUCUCCAUAGACACAGAUCGAUUAAGCUCCCCAGAUCGAUCAGUUCUCCCACGAAAGCCCCUUCUUUCUUCUUCCUUCCUCUAAAACAUGAAGCAAAAAAUAGUUAUCAAGGUGCAAAUGACGAGUGAUAAAUGCAGAACCAAGGCCUUGAAGAUUGCCGCAACAACAGAUGGAGUGAACUCGGUAGCAAUAGAAGGGUCAGAUAAAGAUCGGUUGGUGGUGGUUGGCGAAGGUGUUGACUCGGCAAACUUGACCCGCUCGCUAAGGAAGAAGCUUUGCUAUGCCGAAAUAUUGAAGGUGGAAGAAGUGAAGAAAAAGCCACCGGAGCCGUGUUGUCAGACGUUGUCCAUGUGCCGUCAAUAUCCACCAUUUCCUAUGUACUGUGAACCUGUCCAAGCUCCCUAUUCAAGUACUGACGGCUGCGUACUCAUGUGAUCGAUCUACGAGUACGAGGUCUUAUUUGUCCUCUUUGUUUCUCUGAAUUAGUUUAGUGCACUCUGUUGCUUCUAGUCUUACCUUGGGACGUGCAUGUGCAGAUCGAUUGUUGUUCUUUUUUCUUUUCUUUUUUGUCCUAUUGGCCAAUGCCUGAAAUAAUGAA
This is a messenger RNA of Alnus glutinosa, 731 nucleotides long. Its product is annotated as heavy metal-associated isoprenylated plant protein 47-like. The coding region runs from base 221 to 568 and encodes 115 amino acids. Lineage: Eukaryota; Viridiplantae; Streptophyta; Magnoliopsida; Fagales; Betulaceae. The transcript has 3 exons. The record is from RefSeq and is a predicted model, not a curated record. Gene Ontology annotation, molecular function: metal ion binding.